Racocetra persica is the source of this 396-nucleotide messenger RNA. Lineage: Eukaryota; Fungi; Glomeromycota; Glomeromycetes; Diversisporales; Gigasporaceae. The record is from the annotation of a GenBank genome assembly.
AUGAGGAAGAAUUUAAAGAGUGAAGAGAUGGUUAUCACAAUUUUGGAACCUGUGAAGAAUGUAAUCAGCCUAAUACUAGUAAAAAUUGAUGUCAUUCUUGUAAUGCUAAACAUUUUCAGGAAGGCUUUGGUAAAUGAACUAGUGAAGUUUACUGAAAUUGAAAAAGUAAAAGAGUUAGAAACUGUUAGUUCUGAACUUCAAACUUUAUAUCUAAAACAAGAGAAACUAAACAAAUCCAAGUUCAAACAGUUAACUAACAAAGGCAAAAUAAAGCAAAUAGAGGAAAAAAUAGUUGAUUAUUCAUCUCAAAUAGAGAAAUUAAAUAAAGAAAUAGAAGAAAGAAAAAUUGAACCUAUUGCUGAGGGAGGUUUUGGUAAGGUUUAUAAAGCCGAAUGA